UGUGCGGGUACCAUGGUUUCCAGUUGUAAGAUGACGCCAUGGCUCAUGGCAGUUUUCUGCCUGGUGACAGCAGGUUGUCUCAACGUGACAGAUCAACAGACCAGCGAAUCAACCCAGACUGAGCAAGUUGCUAUCCUCAAGCAAAUUCGUAAGGUCAAUGAUGAUGGGUCGUAUACUUUUGGGUAUGAGGCUGGUGAUGGAUCUUUCAAG
Fopius arisanus is the source of this 210-nucleotide messenger RNA. RefSeq lists its product as uncharacterized. Lineage: Eukaryota; Metazoa; Arthropoda; Insecta; Hymenoptera; Braconidae. The record is from RefSeq and is a predicted model, not a curated record.